Molecule: messenger RNA, 1005 nt
Organism: Lycium barbarum (goji berry)
Lineage: Eukaryota; Viridiplantae; Streptophyta; Magnoliopsida; Solanales; Solanaceae
Exons: 2
Coding region: 1-1005 (334 amino acids)
Source: RefSeq, a predicted model, not a curated record
AUGGGCAGUUGCUUUGCUAAUAGUAGUAACAAAAUUUGGAUAUUUUGGUAUAAGGAUAUAGAAUGCUCAAUUUAUGCCAGUGAAGAUCAAAUGGUUACCUACAGAAUUAUCAAUAACAUCAAUGCCAAGGAAUUCUUUUUAUCUGUGGUCUAUGCUAAAUCUAAGUCAACUGGAAGGGAAUUCCUUUGGGGAUACAUGAGAACUCUUGCAUCUACUACAAACUCCCCAUGGGCUGUUUGUGGAGAUUUCAAUAGUAUUCUAACUAUGGAUGAAAAAUUUGGAGGUAAGCCCCACAGAAUUGGUAAGAGUAUACCAUUUAUAGAAUGUCUGCAUGACUGUGGUCUUAUGGACAUUGGCUAUUCUGGCAACAGGUUUACUUGGUGUAAUGAGAGGAAGGAAGACAAGAUUAUUUGGAAAAGAUUGGAUAGAAUGUUGGUCAAUGACAAAUGGAAUGAUCUAUUUGCUAAUAGUGAAGUUAUUCAUUUACCUAGAGUGAGUUCUGACCACUGUCCUUUGUUGAUAACUUGUGGUAAUGGCCAAGAGAACUAUAUAAAAUACUUCAAGUUCCUCAAUUUUUGGGUUGACCAACCUGACUUCUUGGAUAUUGUGAAGGAUAAUUGGAAAUUUCAGACCAAUGAAAAGGAGCUUGGUGAUGUUGUGGAGCAAAGUGAAGAACAAUUUCUGACCACCCUUGAUCCGGAGGACAAAAUGAAACUUCACAAGGGAAAAGCUGACUUCAUAGUUCAUCAUAAAUAUGUGGAUUCCUUUUGGAGACAAAAGGAAAAUUUAAAGUGGCAAGUAGAGGGUGAUGAAAAUUCCAAGUUUUUACAUUCUGUGGUGAGAGGUAGAAGAAGUAUCGUAAAUAUUAACAGAAUUCAAACAGAUGGGAUUUGGAUUGAGGGGGAUAAUGAAAUUGGACAGGCUGUUGUUGAUUUCUAUCAAAAACUUUCACCAAUGAGGACACUCCCAAUAAUAAUUCCAUUCUGGAAGAUAUUCCCACCUUAG